Plasmopara halstedii is the source of this 1395-nucleotide messenger RNA. RefSeq lists its product as uncharacterized. Gene Ontology annotation, biological process: protein targeting to vacuole; vesicle-mediated transport. Bases 1 to 1395 code for a protein of 464 amino acids. The record is from RefSeq and is a predicted model, not a curated record. The transcript is spliced from 3 exons. Lineage: Eukaryota; Oomycota; Peronosporomycetes; Peronosporales; Peronosporaceae.
AUGGAGCUAGACGUUGUCGUGUGCUCUACGUCGGGUAAGCCGGUCUUUCGACACAAAGUGUCGAGCUCGAAAUUUAUAUCUGAAGACGACGACUCGUCUACUAGCUCAUUUGCAAGCUCACUUCAAGGUCUCUUGUCUUUUGUUUCUUGUACACAAAAUGAGGAGCUACUUGAGAUAGAGGCUGCAGGAUGUCGCUGCGUAUUUCGCAGCUCCGAUAGCCUCACGUUUGCUGUUAUCGUCCACGAAGAGACUGCAGCUUGCAACAACGAAGUACCGGCAAUUGCUUCGCGGUGUUUACAGCACCUAUUACAACUUCUACAUAAUCAAAUUCUUUUCGUACUGAGCGAUCGAGGACUUGACGUACUGCGGCGACAGUCUGGUUAUGACUUACGCUUACUUUUAAAUGGCACAGAACGAGUCACGAGGUCAUUGAUAGAGCUCUGGGCAACAAUCCCGACGUUGCGCUUUACAGAUUGUGGCGCUUCGUUUGUUCGAUUGAAACCUGAGAGACGACGAGAUAUUAUUCAGGCGUUAGAGCAUGACGAAAAUGCUGCGACACCUUCAAUGAUAUGUGGACUGCUGUUGGCACAAAAACGAAUUGUGGCAAUCGCUCAGCCUAAGAAAAAACAAUUUAACAUGCUCGUUGAUGAUUUGCUUCUGCUUAUCAACUUUGUAUACCAUACGCCAUCACUGGCUUCGAGUGAAACCUGGACUCCAAUAUGCUUGACAAAUUUUAACCCCAGCGGAUUUUUAUAUGCAUAUAUGGUCUUCUUAACAAGUGACGUGUGCUUGCUGCUGCUUAGUAGUCAGCAGUCUCCAGAGCAAUUUCCACAUUUUCAAGCUAGAAAGGAAUAUGUGGUACGACAUUUACAUGCUAGUGGUGCAAUGAAAGCGAUUGAAUCAUCUCUGAAGAAUUUCUCCAAGUGGCAGCCGCACUGUGACUUACGACUUCUAAAUCAUUUUAUUUUUAAGAAUGAACUCACAGGGGAAUGCGUGGAACCAGAGCUCGUGUUCCCAUUUGACAAUGAUGACUUUGAAACUCGCGUGCAAGUGAUGAACGAAUACGCCAAGCUUCAGCAUCUAAUGUUUUCUGCACCAGUAAAUUCUCAAACACACGAGAGUCAAAUUUUAGGGAAACCGUUGUCCUCUUUACGCGAAAACACGGCAGCGCGUAUGGUGUACGAACGAAGUGACACAGGACUUUUUGUAGGCAUGUGCAGUGCUGACUACCGAAUAUUUGUGUGGUUUGACUCACUAUCUAGUAUUUCAGACGCUAGAGACCAAAUUCAAGUGUUAUUAGAACGAUUACGCCAUGAUGAAGAGCUAAUGUCCGUCGCUCUUUAUAUUUCUAGUAGUGGUUACUCAUCUGUCAGCUCGCUCGGAAUGUGGCCUUGA